AUGUUUAUACUUACGUUUAUAACAAUAGUCUUAAUUAUCUCCUGUGGACAGGCUCGUUGCAUUGCUGGUGGUCCGAACGCGAACAGUAACAAUUGUGACCCAUUUCUGUAUGUGCCCAAAGACCUGGACGGAUCACCGAAUGAUGACGUAACACGUUGGUUGUUCGUCGAAUUGCGUAGUAUACCUUCUGGACCGGAAAUCCUUGAUAGUUCCAGCGUGGGCGAGUUUUUUCUCGGAAGUUGUCAUUGUGUGACGCUUCAUUCUUGGGAUUUGUGCUCGUUUGAGCUGAUGAGACACAAAAAGGUUGACUGCAAUUUUGCCGAAGCUACAUCUCAUUCGAACACGAGUGCAAGGGUGCAUAGGCGAUUAUGCGACGUACCUUUCUUCGGCGAAAAUGUUCCUGGCUGUAAUUCUUCCAUUUUGCUGGCUGGUCAUCGAUUACAUAAAAUGACAGGAUUUCCCACAUGUAUUUUAAAUCCUUUACCUGACUCCAUUUGUUCACCACGUGGCGUUUGCGGCAUUGCACAGUGUUCUGCGACCACCAUAAUAGGACUACACACACCACAACAUGUAUCAAAUUGUCAUCAAACGCAGCCAUUCUGUGAAGAGAUUGGUCCAUGGACUCCGAUUCCAGCAGAAAUUAAUUCUUUAUGGCCGAGAUGGACAUUCCCGAAUUGUAAUAACACUUGUGGCAGGGGAAACGUGGUCGCUAUUGCUUCGUUCCACGACCAAAGCCAAGCCCGCCAUAGAAUGUAUCGGGCCGGGAUCGUUUUGGUGAGCCCAAACAUCUUUGAGGGAGUUUUCCUGAAUUCCUUGUCCAUGAUGAAAAGUGUGAACUUUUCCAGUUGCCUGGAUAGCUUCGGUAAAUGUUAUUGCGAGGUAAACACGGUCGAUGGAAUUCUGAGAGCGGCCAGGUUCACGGAACCUUGCAUUUCUACCGAAGAGUGUACCCAAACUGAUGCUGAAACAUUCACUUUGGAAGGAGAGCUUGAUCCCAGUAAUAUUGCCGACUUCGACGAGAUUUACGAGGACGUUAAUUGUGAGAGGUUCGAAGACCCGCCCAUCUUCUCGGAGUCGAUGAAACCAUCGCAGCGUCGUCUCUUACGUGUUUACAGUCCCGGCGACGAGUAUGGUUUACGUGACAACUGGAUUACCGGUGAGAACUUGAAAAAGAACAGAGGAUACCGUCCGGAUGUGCGUAGCCGAUUCGACGAUGAUUUCGAUUACAACAACGACGACGAAGACGAAGAGAACGGGAACAGCCGCGAGAGCAGUAUCGUGAACGGAGCAAAAAUCGGCCUAGGAAGCCUUGCGAAGGGUCGUUGGAGCCCCAGGAAGCGUAUCCGAGAGGCAAGGUCCGAUUACGCAGCGAUUGCGUUCGAGGGUAAGCGAAAGGUCGGUGAAUUCGAUAGGGAAGGGGCAAUGCAGAUCGCAUCCGCUGAUGAAGACUGUGAUGAUGAUUCUACGGAACCGCUGCGAUAUUACGAUUAUGAUUCCGGAGGAAAUACAUUCUGUGAAUUGCAAAUCAAACAAACACGAAGGAAAUUGGAAAUAAUGAUUCUGAUGGAAUUGCUUCACUAUAAUGAAUGUAAAUUAAGUCAUCAAUCAACUGUAACAGAUUUGAAUAUAAUCAGGCUGUAA
Messenger RNA from Dufourea novaeangliae, 1641 nucleotides. RefSeq lists its product as uncharacterized. The transcript has 9 exons. Lineage: Eukaryota; Metazoa; Arthropoda; Insecta; Hymenoptera; Halictidae. The record is from RefSeq and is a predicted model, not a curated record. Bases 1 to 1641 code for a protein of 546 amino acids.